Molecule: messenger RNA, 1284 nt
Organism: Sorghum bicolor (sorghum)
Lineage: Eukaryota; Viridiplantae; Streptophyta; Magnoliopsida; Poales; Poaceae
Exons: 7
Coding region: 145-855 (236 amino acids)
Source: RefSeq, a predicted model, not a curated record
GCGAAAUCCCCCACGCCCGUGCCCGUUGCUCCUAUUCGAAAAUUUCCCCUCGUCGAGAGCUGGGGGAUUCUCUCCUCCCCAAAUCUCCCCUCCCCGCAUCCACUCGCCAGAUCCUCCUGCUCGUGGCGCAGCGGAGCCGACGCGAUGCCGCCGAAGAGGAAACGGCUAGCGCCCUCCGCCAAGUCGCAGAGGCAGACGGAGCCGGACCCGCAGGUGCCUCCUGGCGCCGACGCGCCGCCGGAGGAGCGGCUGAUAUGGCUCAGCCAACUAGAAUGCGAGCGUCGGAUUACUGCCAUCAAAGCGGCACAAGAUGCAGAGGAUGGGAACAUAUCUUACCAGUUGCAAUUGGUACGGUCAUAUUAUUCCAAGGAGCAAUUGGAGGGAAAUGCUAUGCAAUAUUUUCAGGAGAACUUGCCCGAUGUAUCGGUUGUUCCGAAUCAGGAGUAUGAUGUGCUUGAGCUGAAAUGGAAUAACGGCGACGAAUGGAUGAUUGGAGACUUUGCAGAUGACAGGACUCUGCGAGCUUCAAUUGCAUCAUUCACAACUGCUGAUGGACUUCAGUUUCCAAAGGAUUCAGUUGGGGAAGACUUCUAUAGGCGCACUAGCAAUUUCAGUGAUUUUGCUUGGAGUGAGCAGCCUGAAGGCCAAAUGGCAGGAGCAGCAGAAGCUUUUCAGACGCCUGGGGCUGUGAGUAACCGACUAUCCUGUGGCAUGACGCCCAAAACCGUAAGGUUACCCAAGAAUGGCGAGAUGCUCUUAUCUGUGCGUGGUUCACCUCUUGGGGUCUACAAAGAAGAAAAUUUAUCAGCCAUUGAAGAAUCUGGUAACGGAAAUGAAGAUGAUGCUCCCUGCUAACUCACUAGACAUCACCAUGUUUACAUUGCAGGAUGUUGCCAGCCUUUGACAAUAACUGUAAGCGUUGCUAGAGCCUAUGUGAGGUUCAUAGACUGACUGGGAAAGAAUCUGAUUUGUUCAAUGAUUGGCACCUCGCUUCUCAAUGUACCUUGAAAUGAGUGUAUUUAGGUCACUUUGUAAUUUGAUGAACCCUGUUCCUGUUGUAGCAUGCCGACUUUAUUCAGCUGACAUUGUGCUAUCAGCAGUGUUGUUGUGUGCAAUUUCACUCCAUUCUUUCUCUACUCAACCCUUGUUCCAAGCAUUGCUGAAAUAGAUCACUAGAAGUCCAUUUUUGACAUAUUGACUCUUUGAUUUGUCGAAUUUCUGUCCCUAUCUUUACCUGUAAACAUGGCACCUCAACUAUCAAAUAUUGUUCAUUUCUGAUCCUAA